AUGUCAUCGUCCACCGGUCUAGGUCGUACACGCUCGCUUCGCAAGCCUGCCUCUAGGGGCAGCGAAUUGGGCCAGAAGGAGAGCACGACCACCCGCAAUGAAGCCAGGGUCGUCUCGCCUAGUCGAUUGCCCAGCCGCAAGCUCGACUACAGGCAGACUAGCCUCGGGUCUAUUCUCCAGCAAAUUGUCGACCAGAGCAGGCGACAAUGCCACCUCCGCGACCACAAGGCCCUUCGGCAGGGCCGCCUCCACGCGUCAAGCGCCGCCGUCGACGACAACAUCUACAGUUCCGUUGAGCCGCACAGCCAGCACCACCCGACCGAGGUCUUCAGGCGGGCCAUCUUCGACAGCAGCACCAAGAGAGCGGCCAUUGGGACAUUCACGCGCGAAAUCGACCGUCACGAGCCUUACCGCCGCAACAACUCUCCGCCCACUAUCCCACCUCUCGACAACAAGCUCGACCUCGACACCCACUUCCGCGACAUCAACGAAACCGCAAACCCGCUCACAGACGCACGCGCGCACGCAGUCCCAAUCCGCGACCCAAACACAACCACAACCACCCCCUUCCCCCAAACACCACAGCACUACUCCCCCGCCAAAACGCACGCGCCCAAGCCCCUGACGUCGACCUUCCUCGCGCCGCCGUCGCCGUCGAAACUACCCACCAAUGUCGCCAUCUCGGCCGAGACGUCGCGUCUGCAGGCCGAGCUCCUGCAGCUGUCGCUGCUGCACCGCGACGCGGGCGCGGUCGAUGCCGAGUGGCACGCCAGCGCUCGACACAAGCUGGGGGCGCGGUUUAAGCGUCUGGCGCGCGAUGAGGAGGGCGUGCGGGCGCUGGAGAGGGAGGGGGUCGAGGCGAGGGGCUUGGGGGCCUUGGUGAGGUGGGGUGGUGGUGGUGAUGACGGCAGGGGCGGAGGUAAAAACACAAGAGGCAUGGGGCUAGACGAGAAGGUGCAGAUUCUUGACCAAGUCUUGACCGGCGUCUGGACCCUCAGCGAGCCGGAGGGGCGGUAUCAGCGCACAGGACGCGCCUUCGAGAUAUGGGCGAAUCGCAUGGCUGCGAUACUGGAUGCGCAGCGCAGCGGUGACAUCGAUGCCCUGGUGCAGGGCGACGAGGUCCUGUUCUUGAGCGAGCUGGACAAGACCUGGAAGCGGGACUGCGCGGGCUUGGUGCGCAAGCUCGACAGCUGGCGGAGGGCGCUUCGCGAACUCGGAGACGUCGAGGAAGCGGGAGACGGACAGCAGCAGCAGCAGCGCUCAGGCCUUGCCAGGGCGGUAGGCGGUUGUCGCAGUCUGGUUCACGACAUGCUCGCCGAGUUGAGUGUGAUGGAGCAGAUAGAGUUGGACGCGACGAGGGCCGAAGACGAGUGGAUCGAGAGGAUGAACACGGAGCUGACGCACGACGAUACCCAGAGAGAAGACGUGCCGUUGUGGAAGCUGCUUAUAUAA
Anthostomella pinea is the source of this 1452-nucleotide messenger RNA. The record is from the annotation of a GenBank genome assembly. Lineage: Eukaryota; Fungi; Ascomycota; Sordariomycetes; Xylariales; Xylariaceae.